Hydatigera taeniaeformis is the source of this 585-nucleotide messenger RNA. NCBI's taxonomy places the organism in Eukaryota, Metazoa, Platyhelminthes, Cestoda, Cyclophyllidea, Taeniidae. The record is from the annotation of a GenBank genome assembly.
AUGGUGACAGAAGAUGACGAAGUGGAAGAGGAGGAGGUAGAGGAGUUGUUUGGUGAUGACGAUGAAGACGAGGAAGAAGGAGAAUUGGAGUUGGAGGAGGAGGUUGAUGAGGAGGACGAUGAAGAGCAGGACGAGACUGAGCGUCUUGCUGAGGUUCUCGGUGUAGAAGUGUUCGAGCGGAACAAUGGUGGGAGUGGUAGCGCUGAUCGGCGCAGCGUCACCACCGCUGACCAGCAGGAAGAGACUAAUCGGGCUGAAGAUAGAAAGUUGCUCGCUCUCAUGGCUCAUUUUAAUGAUGAUCACUUGAGCCGGUUUGAGUCCUACAGACGCGCCACUUUUACUAAAUCUGCUGUUAGUCGGCUCAUCCAGUCCGUGGCACAAACUUCGUUUUCCCAGAAUGUUGUUAUCGCAAUGGCUGGAAUUACAAAAGUUUUCGUCGGUGAAUUGGUUGAAGCAGCACUUGACUACAAGGAGGAACUGCGGGAAAUUGGACCCUUGCAACCAAAGCACAUUCGUGUGGCUUAUGCUCGAUUAAAUGCACAGGAGCGUACAUCUCGGAUGAGCUGUCUAAACCCUUUAUUGUGA